Molecule: messenger RNA, 291 nt
Organism: Cotesia congregata
Lineage: Eukaryota; Metazoa; Arthropoda; Insecta; Hymenoptera; Braconidae
Source: the annotation of a GenBank genome assembly
AUGAGAAUUUACAAAGAUAUUUUUACCGGAGAUGAGUUGUUCUCAGACACAUUCAAAAUUAAGUUGGUUGAUGAUGUCCUUUAUGAAGUGUACGGCAAGUUUAUUACGAGGAAGCAAGGCGAUAUCCAUAUCGACGGUGCCAACCCCUCAGCUGAAGAAGCCACUGAAAGUACCGACGAAGCAUGUGUAUCUGGUGUUGAUAUUGUGUUGAACCACGGAUUAGUUGAAUCUUAUGCUUUUGGAGACAAAAAAUCAUACACUCUUUAUCUUAAGGAUUACAUGAAGAAGUAA